UGAAAGCAGAGGAGUAUGCAAGCACAUGUUCCCUUAGCGCUCAGAACAGUGGCCUUGUUGCCUGUCGCGUGCUGGGAACUCUCCACAGGAGAGAAUGAGAGCAGAGGGGCACCCUCGUGGCAGCAUGAAGAUGCCUGUGGCCCUCGGUGCACCCCUGAGAGCUGCCGUCUGAAGGAGCCCACCGCAGCCACGUGGCAGCCCUGGGUGCUGCUUGUGAGCAGUAGUCGCCACCCAGACCGAUGGAUCGUCCCUGGAGGAGGCAUGGAGCCCGAGGAGGAGCCGGGGGUGGCAGCCGUCCGCGAGGUGUGUGAGGAGGCUGGAGUAAAAGGGACUCUGGGAAGAUUAGUCGGAGUCUUUGAGAACCAGGAGAGGAAGCACAGGACGUACGUGUACGUGCUCAUUGUCACAGAAGUGCUGGAGGACUGGGAAGACUCGGUUAACAUUGGAAGGAAAAGGGAGUGGUUUAAGAUAGAAGAGGCUGUAAAAGUGCUGCAGUGUCACAAACCUGUGCAGGCGUCGUACUUUGAAACGCUGAGGCAAGGCUACUCUGCCAACAACGGCACCCCGCUUGUGGCCGCCACGUACUCGGUCUCCCCUCAGAGCUCCAUGCCGGGCAUCAGAUGACUGCAGACUCCCGGGAGCCAAGGAGUGGGGAACCAGACUGACGCGCAGACCCCACCCUGGCUCUUCCCUUCCUGUGGCCCGGUGGGCAGAGGGCCUCCCGCUUGGUGUUGGGGCGGGGUGGGGCUGGGUGUGUAACCUGUGUCUUCUGUGCAUGAUCCUUCCUUCAACCCUCCGGAGAGAGGCAGGCGGCGCCCCUGGCUCUCCAGUGCUCCUGUGUCUCACCCAGCCCUGGCCAGACCCCAGUGUGAGCAGAACCUUUUCAAGAAUCUGUCCUGUGAUGUGCCGUGCAGUCCAGGAGUCGGGCACUUUUACCGCAGGACACGUUUAUCUACAUGUUAUAUCCUGGACAUAUAAUAUGUAAAUAAAUGACCUUUAGCAAGAGGAAUUUAACUGUUUAAUAUUUGAAGGUUUUUUGUUUCUUUAAUUCAGAGCGUUUCUCGUGUGGAGACCCUCGUGACUGAUUUUCAUUUCUGAUUUUGACGCUGGCGGCUAGGCCAGUUCCCUGUCCUCUGUCCCGCAUGGACUGUAGCUUCAGUGCUCCCGGGACUCACGGCCUUCUCUGCAAGCUGUGUUUCCACGCCAGGAAAGCGAUGGGAAGAACCUGUUUUCUUUAUUACCAAGCCAGGAGCGAUGGCCGCGGCCCAGACCUGACGAGACAGUGGUGGAAACUGGACUGUGCCCUGCGUGUGCACGGUGGGCUUGAACUGGAUUCCUGGAUUGCUGGGCGCCGUCUCUGCCCUCCGCCCUGUGGGACCCUUUCCGGGAUGCUCCUGAUCGCCGCCCGGCCUCCCGCUGUCCUCUCGCCGCCGCUGCCGUCCGUGC
Fukomys damarensis (Damara mole-rat) is the source of this 1446-nucleotide messenger RNA. RefSeq names its product diphosphoinositol polyphosphate phosphohydrolase 1. Gene Ontology annotation, cellular component: nucleus; cytoplasm. The record is from RefSeq and is a predicted model, not a curated record. The coding region runs from base 16 to 624 and encodes 202 amino acids. Gene Ontology annotation, biological process: adenosine 5'-(hexahydrogen pentaphosphate) catabolic process; diadenosine pentaphosphate catabolic process; diphosphoinositol polyphosphate metabolic process. The transcript has 5 exons. Lineage: Eukaryota; Metazoa; Chordata; Mammalia; Rodentia; Bathyergidae. Gene Ontology annotation, molecular function: bis(5'-adenosyl)-hexaphosphatase activity; bis(5'-adenosyl)-pentaphosphatase activity; endopolyphosphatase activity.